Molecule: messenger RNA, 943 nt
Organism: Capsicum annuum
Lineage: Eukaryota; Viridiplantae; Streptophyta; Magnoliopsida; Solanales; Solanaceae
Product: aquaporin TIP1-3
Exons: 3
Coding region: 59-805 (248 amino acids)
Biological process (GO): water transport; transmembrane transport
Cellular component (GO): membrane
Molecular function (GO): water channel activity
Source: RefSeq, a predicted model, not a curated record
CAAAAAAAGACAAGAAGUUAAAUAACUCAUAAACUUUAUUGCUUCCAGAAAAAGAAAAAUGCCCAUUUCAAGAAUUGCCAUAGGAAAUCUGAGAGAGGCUACCAAGUCCGAUGCCCUCAAGGCAGCCCUAGCUGAAUUCAUUUCCACGAUUUGUUUUGUAUUUCCUGCUGAAGGAUGUGUCUUGUUAUUUAGCAAGCUAAUCAUAUCCAUCGACCAAACUGCUAUCACGAUUGCAAUAGCGAUAACCCAUGGAUUUGCUCUUUUUGUGGCCGUUACGGUGGCAAUAAACAUAUCUGGAGGUCAUGUGAGCCCUGCUGUCACUUUUGGUGCCCUUGUGGGUGGACACAUUACUUUUGUUAGAAGUAUAUUAUACUGGAUUGCUCAAUUACUUGGAUCUGUUGCUGCUAUCUAUCUCCUCAAGUUUGCUACUAAUGGUUUGGAAGUAUCGGCAUACCCUCCAGCAUCACCAUGGCAUGCAGUUCUUUACGAGAUAAUAUUGAGCUUUUUGCUUGUUUACACAUAUUAUGCGACUGCAUUUGAUCCCAAGAGAGGUAACAUGGGAAUCAUUGCUCCAAUUGCAAUUGGUCUCAUUUGUAGUGCCAACCUCUUGUCUGGUGGUACCACUUUUAGUGCAGCAAUGAACCCUGCCAUGUCCUUUUGUCAAGCCGUAAUUAGUGGGACGUGGACAGACCAUUGGGUCUAUUGGCUAGGUACGUUUGGCGGUGCUGCCAUUGCUGCUUCGAUCUAUCAAACCAUCUUCAUUGGCCAAAACACCGACGAGCAGCUCCCCAUCACUAAUCACUAAAGAUUUCAACUUGUUGGAUCGCUAAGUUGUACUUGUUAAUUGUUAUGUUGUUAUCUCUUUUAUCAAUGUUGGUUUACUUUCUUAGCUUUUAUUUUAUCGUGAAAUGUUGAUAAAUGAAAUAAAGAUCCAUUUGUCUUC